AGAGUCAGUCAGUUACUAAACGGUGAAAGGCGAGGGCGCAAUGUAUUGUUAACUCCGAGACAGACAAAAUCUAUCUUUUAUUGUGUCGCCUGCAUUGGAAGGGAUGCCGAGUCCUUUUAUUACCCGAGUAGAGACGCAACAUGUUUGGCGAGGUGACCAGGUAACCAUCGAUCGGCAAGAGGCGGCGGAAUAGUCCAAGCGCGGGAGUGUGUAGGGACAUGAGUGGUUAUCGAGACAGCCACACACGCACAGGAGGGACACAUUUUUUUUUUUCUCUCAGUACACCUUCGUUUUUGGGAAUCGCGUAUCUGUUAUCUCAGGGAGCGGAAAAUUCAAAGUGUGUCAGUGUAUCACGGAAGGCAAGGAGAGGCAAAGAUCUUUAAAAAUGAAGACGAAUACAAAUAACAUACGUUGAAAUUUGCAGUAUCGAGGAGUGAGAGUGUGAAGAGAAAGGAGGCAAUCAAAACACAUUGAAAACAAAACACGUGAUGGCAGAUAGAGUUUUAGAAAAGAAAGAAGAAUAAAAAAAAUAGCAUUCUGGAAUGUCCAUAGUUCAACGAAAGAAUGUGUAAGGAAAACACAGACAAAACAUAAGAAACAGAUGCAACAUAAUGAAAAUAUAAAAUAGCUGAGUGCAGUUAUGAAAAAAAACAAAGAAUUUAUCUGAAAGAGUAACAAGUAAUCACACCAAAGCAGAGUUGCGGAAUACGUAAGUGGGAACCCAUUAUCAUUAGUGAGAAAAAAAAUCAGGCGUUGAAUGUACAAUUAAUUAAGCAAAGUGCACUAAAAAACUUAUAAAAGGAAAAUAAAAGUUACAAAGAGCCUCCAACUUGAGUGCUACUACUACUACUACUACUACUACUACUACUACUACUACUAUUACUACUACUACUACUAACUCCAUCACCAACAAACCAACGGCAACAUCCCUCUUCCCAACACCACCACCACCACCACUAACACACAGCCGAAAAUCAUUCCAAACAGUGUCAACAGAACGAGACUCAACUCGGGAUAAAAAAAAUAAAAAAAUUCAGUCACAAGAUAGCAAGGAAACAUUCACACAUUCACUCGACUGAAGAAGAAUGACGAGACGCAAGAUCAUGAUGGUGAUGAUAGGGACCGUGGUGAUGACAGUUCUAUGGAUGGCGUUGGUGUGGUACCGCCUACCACUAAACCUGGCCCCGCUCGCUGCUCCCCACCCUAUCAUACUGCAGACGGAGGAGCCAGCUGAGGGCAGUAUAAUGCUCCUAGAGGGCUACGGGAACGCUAAACUCACCUACAGGAUGUUUUGUGCUGUGGAAUCCGCUGCGAGGAAUCACCUACAACUACCUGUGUAUCUACUAAUGACCUCCUCUACAGUAGACGACUCCCCACUCCUGCACAGCCUCACGGAUUCGCUCGGCAACCUUCACGUGGCGCACAUCGACACAGCGCGGCUCUUCAAAGACACGCCCCUCCAGGCAUGGCACGCCCGCAGAGCCUGGGAGGAGAGCAAGUGGCCCACUUCUCACUACAAUGACGCUCUCAGGUGGCUGUUACUGUGGCGAUACGGUGGCAUCUACCUGGACAUGGACGUUGUGGUGACGCGGCCGCUCUCUGCCCUUCCUAACUGCACUGGCUUGGAAUCAGAACAGUGGGCGGCGGCUGGGGUUCUCAAGUUCUCCCCGUCCCACCCUCUGAUCCACAGCUGCCUCACCUACUUCGCCCAGCACUUCGACGGGCAGGUGUGGGGGGCGAAUGGACCUGAACUAAUGACGCAGGUGCUGAUUGACAAAUGUGGCCUGGAGCUUCCCUCUGGACGCACCCCACAUUGCCCUGACGUAGUUGUGAUGCCCCCGAGAGCCUUCUACCCCGUCCCUUGGUGGGAAUGGAAGCGUUACGUUACGGAUGACCCGGAGCUGAGCCGCGACCUGCUGAAUGACCCCCAGGUGCUAGUACUUCACGUGUGGAACCUGCACACGAGUCACGCCCUAGUGAGCCUCGACUCCCAGCAGCCCUACGCCCGAGCAGCCCAGGUGUUCUGCCCCAUUACCGCCACCCACGCUGUGGACUCCAUGUGAUCUGCCACUGAUGAUAUGAACUGAUGUAAACUCAUUCUGGUGUUAACAAUGACUAGCAAUGAUAGUUAUUUAUUUCGUCAUAGCCAAUUCGUAUCAUGGUGUUACAUAUUUUUCUGAGAUUAUGUUAUUCUGACGCUAUAGUGGAGUGUUUCUUAAGCUGCCCUUAUCAGCAUGGAGCAGAGAUAGUGUAGGAAUGUGCUUCUAUGAGUCACUUGGCUGGAUGAAGGCGUAUAUUGAGAUUACCGCAGUACGCGUAUGACUGCACCGUUGUUCCAUAGUCAAGAUUAAACCAGAGAAUGUUAAGACAACACAAAUUAGCCACGUGUUGGCGAGUCAGAUGCACCUUUGUACACAUUCUCGGAGCGACGUCUUGGAGCGGGAAAGGUCACCAGGAAAGGGCCGCUUACUGUAUUAUGUAGACCAAGGCAGGGGCAGACGGUCGGCGGUCAGAAAUUUGCGAGGUGUCUUGUGACCGUUGCAAAUCAAAUCAUCCCCUCAAUCUUGGGCUGAGUGCAGCAAAGCAUCGGCAGCUGCAUGUUGCCGAGUGGAAGUGUUCAAGGCCAAGCUAAAAGCAAUGGGAUGAUUACAGUCUUGCUUCUUGUAAUAACACAUGCAUUUAAUAAUCCAGCCUCACAGACACUGUAUACGUGGCGGACCGACAUAAAUCUAAGGCAAACGUACAAUUAUGGAGAACUGAAUACGUAGAGAUAGAGCGUAAUUCAGAAGCUAAUUAUUUCUAACGAAAAAAACUAUUCGAAUUCAUAUAUAAGACGUAGAAAUUUGAGGACCAGUAAGAGGGCAGCACUUGUUUGUCACUCCAUACAACGAGACCACGAAAAAAAUGACAAGCAUCUGCGCCGCACCUUGACUACUUUCGAGGCCUCUAGUUCUAUUUACAUGGGUUUUAAAGGCAUUUCUAAUAAUCUAGUAAAAUAUUUUAAGAUUUCUAUAUAUAUUUUCAACAGGAUGAACACUCCUGAAAACUGAAUUAUUCAUCUCUACAACCAAGCAAAAUAUUCGUGGUGAGAGAACAUAGCGUUUCUGAAUAGGAUAUAGACACUCCUCAACACACGAAAAACUGAAGGCUGGAGAAAUCUGAAAGUGUAUUAGUGCAAAGAUUUGGUAUUUUCCUUCCCUCCCCUUACAACCCUCCCCAUCACCACAACCGCAACACAACAAGUUCGUAGCAGCGCACCGGGAAUCUACUGGGACGUACAGUAAGCCUCCAUCCAUUACCCGAGUCCUCGUCCAGGAGUAGGUGGUGUUUCUUUAUGAUUUGUGUAUCGUGUUGUAUAUAAAUGUUGUUUUAUUUUUUGUAUGGAAGUAAAUGUAUUUAUGUGA
Molecule: messenger RNA, 3404 nt
Organism: Portunus trituberculatus (swimming crab)
Lineage: Eukaryota; Metazoa; Arthropoda; Malacostraca; Decapoda; Portunidae
Product: lactosylceramide 4-alpha-galactosyltransferase-like
Exons: 6
Coding region: 1086-2063 (325 amino acids)
Biological process (GO): glycosphingolipid biosynthetic process
Molecular function (GO): hexosyltransferase activity
Source: RefSeq, a predicted model, not a curated record